Molecule: messenger RNA, 882 nt
Organism: Rhizopus microsporus ATCC 52813
Lineage: Eukaryota; Fungi; Mucoromycota; Mucoromycetes; Mucorales; Rhizopodaceae
Exons: 4
Coding region: 1-882 (293 amino acids)
Source: RefSeq, a predicted model, not a curated record
AUGAAGCGAAAGAAAGACGAUGAUCUUCCACCUCCAAAGGCAAAGCGAAAUAAGGGGAAAACCGUCGAUCGUGGGUUCCCUUCUUUGUUUGCACAUACGCAAACAAGUUUAUUCAAAAAUAUAGCUUUUGAAGCAAAUUUUUCAAUAGCCAAGAACACCCGUAUUACUUUAAAAGCUGCUAAAGAAGACACAUCUGCUCCUGGUCAUUCAAAUGUUACUACCAGUGACAAGGCAUAUAUGCCGACAGUCAACAAAUAUACGAGUGUUCAAGCUGUAUUGUCUGAUCCUAUAUCUUACACUAGUCGUACUUCUGCUCUUAUCAAAACUUCUAAGAAAUAUCAAGACAAGGUUGAUAAGACUGAAGCACUUAAGAAGGAAAAAGAAAAGAGCAAGACGACAACUAAUGAGCAAAAACAAGUACGAUGUCCUUCUUGUGGUGGAACCGAUCACUCUCGCUCCUCCAGCAAGUUGUGUCCUAUGAAUAAGUCAAAAACGAAAUUUUCAAACCUCAAGGAUACUGUCGAGAAAUUUUUUGUAAUCAAGGCAUCUUUGGCUAACAUUUGCAAACAUCCCAAGUUUGUUACCUUGAUUCAAGAAGUAGUUGACCAUAUCACUCAAUUGAAGAGCUUCAAGACCUUUUGUGAGCCUACUUCUCUUACUCAAUCUGACUUGGAUAAGUAUGCAAGUAAAGGGUAUAUGACCAUCGUAUCAUCCAUGGCUAAGCAAUAUGAAACACUGGUUCGCAAUUACGUAUGUUCUACUUAUGGAGAUCGAACUCUCAGACAUAUUCUUAAUGUCUUAUCAGAAAAGGCUUCUUACUUCUGUGAUGAUAGUUUAACAGUCAAACAGAGCAAGUCUUUAGCAAAGCAUAUAUUCCAAUAA